Molecule: messenger RNA, 9185 nt
Organism: Hyposmocoma kahamanoa
Lineage: Eukaryota; Metazoa; Arthropoda; Insecta; Lepidoptera; Cosmopterigidae
Product: adenomatous polyposis coli protein-like
Exons: 10
Coding region: 48-8621 (2857 amino acids)
Biological process (GO): positive regulation of protein catabolic process; pattern specification process; regulation of cell differentiation
Cellular component (GO): catenin complex; beta-catenin destruction complex; cytoplasmic microtubule
Molecular function (GO): gamma-catenin binding; microtubule binding; beta-catenin binding
Source: RefSeq, a predicted model, not a curated record
GAAAACCAACCCAGUUUUAAAAUAUAAUAUAUAACAAAUGUGACAAAAUGACUUCCCGCGAUUACUAUAAAGUGACGUAUAAUAGCAAGGACGCUUCCAAAAUGUCUUCCAUUGACAGCCAAGAUAUUCUCGACAACGAUACGGAAUUCAAUGCCAACCAAUUCAAACUUUUCGAUGAUUUCACUACCGACCUGCGCAUUAACUUCAAUCCUUUAAGAAACAACUAUACUAGGAAUUAUCAGGACAUUUGUGACGCCAACUCUACACGACACUAUCAGGAGACCAGAACCGAAGCGAACGGUACAAGGAAUUUCCAAGAUGUGAAGGCAGGAAAGGUAAAAAUAGGCGAUCCAAAUGAUUCUGGUGUCGAUAUGGAGAAUGGAAACCCUUUGGAUGACAUUACUGCUUCUAAUGACGGCAAUUUGUUGGAGAACGAAGUGAUGGUAGAUCCUUGGAGCAGCAUGGACUCCGCGAAUUCUCCGUUAACUGACUCCGGCCCAUCGGCUAGUGAAGAUUGCACCCCUUCAACAUCAAGCGAGAACCGCGGACCGCUAGACGCGUCUUCCCCUUUGUCUCCGGAAGCGCGACGCUUAUCCGACUCUAAAGACAAACUCAAAGCUAAUAUCCCCCCGAAAGCUGACAAGUCGCGCUCCCGGGAUCUUACUCUAGAAUUAGAAACCUUAGACCCCGAACAUCUGCCACGACGACCACAUUUCCUUGAUGAUGAUUAUCAGCCUUCCAAAUCGAAUAUCGAAUGUCGCAUACCCAAACCACACUUUCUCGAUCAUUCCCCCUCUCCAGAUGAAUUUGACGAGCGCAGUGAUAUCACAAAUCCUAACUUUUUGGACGACGAAGUAGAUGGAGAUGACCAAGCACAAAAGAAAGUGGGCGCACUCCCAAAACGACCAAUAAAAUCUUCCACAUUAGCUCAAGAAGAUCGUCCUCUUAGAACUAACUACAGAAGUACUCUGCACUAUGGAUUGGAAAGUGCUGCGAGGUCGAGUGAACGCGACAAGAGGGCUUCGCAACUGUACAGAGGAACAUGGCCUGGGGAACGCGAAUGGACUGGACAGGAUGCCGCUAGUGUGAGGAGCUUUUCCAGCAACGGCUCCGCGGAUGGCCCCAGACCGUCUACCGCUUUAGAAAACAAAAUGGAAUGUGUCUGUUCGCUAAUAUCUCUUUUAAGCUUGUCGCCAGAAAACAACGCAGAUUUGAGCGGCCCACUAUUAGAAAUGAGUCGUUCAGUGGAAAGUUGUAUAGCAAUGAGGCAGGCGGGAUGCAUACCUCUAUUAGUACAGUUGAUUCACUCAAAAGUACCCAGAGAAACUCGAGACCGCGCUGCGAAGGCUCUCCGCAAUAUUAUUCACACUCAAACUGACGACAAAGCUGGCAGAAGGGAAGCUAGGGUGUGGAGACUGCUGGAGCAGGUCAGAGAAUAUUGCUAUGUUUUAGAAGACAUAGUAGAAGCUAGGAAGGAAGGACAGGAGAUAAUUGAAGAAGAUAAUAACAAACAUCCAAGUCAAAGCGUUGCUGCUUUAAUGAAGUUAUCUUUUGAUGAAGAGCAUAGGCAUGUGGUUUGCCAGUUAGGAGGGCUACAAGCGCUGGCGGCCUUAGUAAGCGGAGACCAAGCAGCGCACGGGAGCAGAACUGAUGAUAACACAUGCCUCACUAUGAGAAAGUACGCCGGCAUGACGCUGACUAACUUGACGUUUGGAGAUGGCAACAACAAGUCGCUACUAUGUUCCUUCAAAGAUUUCAUGCUGGCGUUGGUGGAGCAAUUGGAAUCGCCUAAUGAUGAUAUGCGACAGGUGACAGCAGCAGUGCUAAGAAAUCUUUCUUGGAGAGCUGAUACAAGCAGCAAACAAGUGUUACGGGAAGUGGGAGCCGUUAAAGGUCUGACAAAAGCUGCUAUGACGUGCCAGAAGGAGGCCACUCUCAAAUCUGUCCUAUCUGCUCUCUGGAACUUGACCGCCCAUUGCUCCAUGAAUAAAGUAGCUUUAUGCUCCGUUGAAGGAGCACUUGGUUUCCUGGUAGAUAAGCUGAGCUACGAUUCGCCGACCAAAACCUUGGCAAUCGUCGAGAAUGCGGGAGGCAUCAUGAGAAACGUAUCCAGUCAUAUCGCCGUACGUGAAGAUUACAGACAAAUUCUCCGCGAGAGAAAUUGUUUAAGUGUCUUACUGCAACACUUGAAAUCUCCAAGUCUGACAGUCGUUAGUAACUCUUGCGGAACCCUAUGGAAUUUAUCUGCAAGGUGUCCGCAAGACCAGCAGUUUUUAUGGGAUCACGGGGCUGUACCAAUGCUUAGAAGUCUUAUUCAUUCCAAGCAUAAAAUGAUAGCUAUGGGAUCAAGCGCAGCUCUAAAGAAUUUACUUAAUUCUAAACCCGGAAAGACGCACAUAAUCGCUCUAGAUGCAACCGCGAGGAGUAUGAAUUUACCAACGCUACCUACAUUAGGCGCACGGAAACAAAAAGCUCUGGAACAAGAACUAGAUCAAAAUCUUGCUGAAACUUGCGACAACAUUGAACCAGCCACCUCACCAACAACAAGUAACAGAGAAGAGAAAAAUCUCUACACGGCAACUGAGAGACAGUUAGCCAUUAAUUUGGAAAGGCACAGAAUGACGUCGAGCUCUCCUUUGAUGGGGACAUUGACGUCACAGAUUUCGCUAAGCCACAGCGCACAUUUAGCAAGUUACUUAAGUUGCAGUAACACCUUACUUAAAGGCGCUUCGCCGCCACGCUCUACAACUGGCGGAAGCUCUAAUAACGUAAACCGAUCGGACAGCAAAGAUUCUGUUACAAGCACACAUUCGGACUCUGUGUUCGAACGGGUUAUGCGUCCUGGAAAAGUACCAGUUCCUACACCAAGAAACAAAGAUCUCAUGAAAGCUGACCCAGGAAACGAAGCCUUUAAAGCAACCUCGACUACGAAGUCGAUUAAAGAUAAUUUCCUUCGGUACCCGACUCAGCCACCCAUUCCACCGCCCAGGAGCUCCACAGAUAUGAGAACAAAUUACACAGAAUCUGGUUAUGACGUCGACCAGGAUUCUUGCGAUCAACCCAUAGACUAUAGCAGAAAAUAUUCUGAAACCAAAACUGCGGAGCCAGAGACAUCAGCGGAGAAAACAAAGACUGACGGCAAGAAAUAUACCAAAAAGGAAAGUCCGAGUACUUUCGGAGAUUACCAGGAGACCGAUCUGGACCAACCAACGGACUACUCGUUACGUUACGCUGAACACCAAUCGGAGACUGGUUCAGAUAUUUCCGAGCCUCCCGGGCCGUCGGUACACGAGGAUACUAUUAAACACUUCGCGACUGAAGGUACUCCCUAUGAAACGCCUAUUAUUUUUUCAACAGCUACGUCUAUGUCUGAUCUGCGUGUGAUCGGCAAGGACGGCAAACCGAAGACAGCUCAAGUAAAAGAGCAUCCGGAAGUUAUGACCCAUUCGGACGAGAAAGACACUUGCUCCAUUGAAGAUCCUCCAAGACAUGAUAAUGACAGAGCUAUUUCAACGCCCCAGAAUCCGAAAUCGGCACCGGUGCCUGAAAAGCAGGGGGUGUUUGAUACUAAAUACAGCUCAGGGAUGAUAAGUCCAGAGAAGCCGGUGAACUACUGUGAUGAAGGCACUCCAGGGUACUUCUCCAGAGUCAGUUCUCUGAGCAGUCUCGGCGAGCCGACUGAAGAAGAUAGCUUGGCAAAGAAGAACGCUAUGGCAACCAUCAACGUGGAGCCAAGUCCUCAAGAGCAGAGCACCAGCAAUUCUAAAGAUAAAGAAGGAUCCAAAGCAGUAACGUUCGCAACAGAACCAGUGACUCAGCCGGCAUCAGGCGCAGCGUCAGCCCGCACCGGAUCACCAACGCGCUUCGUCGAGGAGACGCCGCUCAUGUUCUCUCGCAGCAGCUCUCUGGGCUCGCUGCCGGAGUGUGACACGCCACAUCAUGAUGACCAGGGCUCGAUUGUCUCCGAAAUCAGUCGCCUAACGUCAGGCUGCAUAUCCCCGAGCGAGAUCCCCGACUCGCCCGGGCAGAGCGCCCCCCUCUCCCCGCGCGCGUCGCACCCGCCCGCGCAGCUUCAGCUCACCGAGCCCAACACGCCGCCGCCAGAGAGCGGGCAAACAGUGUCAGUGUUCGAGGAGCGUGUGUCACGCUUCAUGGUGGAGCACACUCCCGCGCACUUCUCCACUGCGACCAGCCUCAGCAGCCUCACCAUCGACGACGAGCCGAGGCAAACUAUGCAAGAGCUAUCACAGGAAGAGAAGGCGCACACUUGCAAAAACCAUGUGGAACACUCGCAAGAUUCUGCACCACAGAUUCCACCUCUGCCACAAACUCACGUCUCCAAUGAAGUUGGAAAAGGCCAGCAAACCCCCGGCGAUACCUGCAAAGUCUAUUUCACAGAAGAUACACCGGCAAUAUUGUCCAAAGCUGGCAGCAACUCUAACCUCUCUGUACUCUCCAUCGAUUCAGCUCCCAUCGAUUCUCGAAAGUCCCUCAACGAAGCCAGCGAUGUGCAUGAAACUAGCAACAUGUCCGACAUAAACGAAACAGGCAAUAUGUCAGACAUCAGAGAAGAUGUCAGAGACACUUCGGACAGCUCGAACUUGAGCGAUGCCGGUGAUUUGUUGGAAGAAUGUAUUCAAAAGGGAAUUGCUAAGGUUGUUAAGAACAAAGGACCGCCGUCAGAUGUUUCUUCUGUAAAUCCUUAUAGAGAUGAAUUUUGUAUUGCCGCAGGUCGCAGGCACGAGAGUCGUCUGCCGGUGAAGUCGCAGCGCAACGUUCGCGACAAGCCCAGAGCGCCCGCCGCGGCCGAGCUGGCGAAGAAUGACUCGCUCAGCUCCCUCAGCCUGGACUCGUUCGGCUCCACGGACCGCGAGAUUUUCGAGGAAACGGUGAAGGCCGGCCUCUCCACCGCGCGGCCCCGGGAGCGCAGCAACUCGCUGAGCUCGCUGAGCAACGACUCGUUCGGGUCCACCGACAAGGAGGUGUUCGAGCGCUGCGUCCGCGCCGGCAUGGCCAAGCCGCAGCCGCGGCGGCGGGAGGAGCGGCCGCGGGGCCGCAGCGACGACCGCCUCGACGCGCGGGACCAGCGGGAGCCGCGGGACGCCCGCGAGGCGCGCCGGCGCAGGCGCGAGGCGCGCGGCGCCCUGGAGCGGAUGGGCGGCGCGGAGGACUCGCAGGACCGCGCCAUUCUGGAGGAGGUGAUCGCGCGCGGCGCGGGCGAGCGGCCGUUGCCAAAAAACGUCCCGCCGCCGUCUGCGGCGCGCGCGCCCGCAGGCGAGCACGCGGCCCCCGCGCGCGACCCAAGGACCCGCAGCCCGGUCGCCACUGGCUCUGACCGGGCCGACUCCGCCUUCGACCUCUCCGCCGACGCGGCCGCCGCCCGGCCCGAGCCCCGGGACUCGGCGGACGCCGUCGAGAUGGACCGCUCCAACGAGUGCCUCGCGCCCGCGUCGGCCAACACCACGCUCGACUCCGAGCUGCGGGACGAGCUGGACCGGUCCAACGAGUCCUACGCGGACGUGCUCGACGGCUCGUGGAGCGACGGCGACUCGGGCCGAGCUUGCGACGCCGGCACGCUCACUAGGAAGAGUAAGAACAGGCUGGAGUGGAACGACAUCAAGGUGACGGAGCGACCCUUGCAGCCGGAAGACGCGUCGAAAAGGAGCACGGACACGUGGAACGACAACACUUGCCCCGACGACGUCACUUUCCCCACCAUCAGUGGCUCCGUCCACAUGGUUUCCUCAAUAAGAAGCGAAGUCGCCGACCCCGGCAUGGCCCUGCCUGACCUGUUGGAAAAGAGCGACACUAUCAAUAUGAGUUCUUCUCGUCCGGACCUGACCAACAAGUUGGACGAGGAACACACGGAAGCAUCCAUGAAUCUGCCUUUAAGCGACCUCAAAAUCGACACUGACAAAUUACUUGAAAAUAUACCAGAGCCGAAUUUUAUUUCCCUCGUCGACGAUGGGGAGCAAAAGCUCGAUUCCCUGUUGUCAUCGGCCAUCGAAAGAGAAGCUGCGAGACUCGCCGCUCAGCUAAAGAGAUCUCCAUAUGUCAUGGAAACCAGCGUUACGUCACUCGCUUCCUUGGAUCUUGACAAUGUGAAACCACCGUCCAACUUGGGUAGCUUGUUGUCUCUCAGUGCCUCUGGUCAUUGGGACGAAACAUCUGCACAAACCUCCAAGAAAUCUCAGAAAAGUAGAAAGAAGUCGCUUCCCGUUGCAUUGAUGGUUAAACGAGCGCUGAGCAACUCCAUGCACCAGGGAUCUUCGGAACAUUUAGACAGCAAUCCUGUUAGUUUCCUUGAUAAUGUAAAACCGCCCUCCGAAAUGGAACAUAUUGAUAUGGAAAGCAGCAUGAUAUCAGUUUCCAGUAUAGUCUCCGAAGUGGCUGAAUUCAGAGAAAAAACUCCAGUAGUGUUUGAUUUAAAACAGCCAAUACAGGACUUCCCUCUUUGCAAUGCAUUUAAUGCAGUCUUCCAAGACUUAGAUAAAGUAAAUCCUCCGUCUUUGUUCGAUGAGAUGGCUGAAUCCACGGUAGAGAUAGAGCAAACCACUGUCAAUCAAGUAUAUGACGACUGCAUGUCAACGUUAAACGUCGUCACCGAUAUUCCUUCAGGAUCCGAAAAUUGCACACCGCUUCCAUCAGACGUCAGUAGUGUCGAGUCUACUCCGAAAAGGCAAAGAUCAAAUUAUCUGACUCCAAAAGAAAAGAGACAUAUCUCCAAAGACCGGUAUCAUACUUACACGAUAACUGACAGUGUAACAGAGAACGACAACCUUGUACUGGAAGUGGAAUCUGAAGAGUUUUUAACGUGGACGAAAUCAGAGAGCGACAAAUCUGAUGACUAUGUAACUGCAACAUCUGAAGUGAAAUCUAGGCGGAAAGUUAGCGCCAAGCAAAGAAGACAAGAAGAUAGGGCCAGAUACCAAACACAAACUGUGGAUAUUAACAAUAUAUUGACACAAGAGACUUCACAAACCAAAGUUGUGGAUCCUCAGAUAGAGAACUUGAAACAACGUCUAGCGGCAAAGAAAACGAUGAAACAAAAACGCAUGGAAGAUGCCGAAAGAUUCAGAACUAGAACUUUCAGCGUAGACAUUCCCCCUUCUCCAACGUUCGUCACUAAGGAUGCCAACUUCGAAAAUGUUGAGACCACCACUGGAUACGAUAGUCUGUCCUCCACUGAGUUGAAUCACCAGCAACUGCUGGAUGACAGGCACAGAGAUGAUGACGUGUGUUCUAGAGACGCAGAUAGUGGUCACAAUGAUGAUGACUUCGAACUUAAUUCGGCUCAAAUGCAAACAUACACUAAAAGCUUCAGGAAUUACCUACCAGUUAUCGAAAGUCCCACUGCAGUAGACCUCUGCGUAAUGAAUAACCUUAAGAACAUAGAAAUGACGGCUUCUUAUCGUAAUAAUGUGCAAAGCGACAAAAACAACCCGAGCAGCAGCGACUUUGCGAGCUACGAGGGUGAUAGCAACUCAGAAGAUAAAGUACAAUCCGAAUCUGACACGGAAUCUCCCCAAUCUAGACCCAAACCUAAAAUCAUCAAACCUGAAACCAGAAGAGACUUGAGUUUAGACUCAAACGAGUCCGUCGAAAAGGAUGAAGCACCUAAAGCGGUCAGAGGACGAAAAAAGACCAUGUACGUCUCUCCAUAUAGGAGAAACCCACCAGCUCGUAAACCAGCAGCAACAACCUCCAAACCGGCGCCAAAAAUAACUCCACCUAUAAAAGUAGUGGCGAAUCCUGCCAAAGCUCAUACUAGUGCCAAAACGCCAAGCAAACCGUCGACUUCCAAACCACCAAGCGCCAAUACAUCCCCGAAAAAAUCGUUGCCAAAUCGGUCUCCCACAAAAAUAAGCCAGCAAAAAGCGAUAGCAAUACCUCUCGUUGCUACUAAACCGUUACCACUGGAGAGACAAGGAACUUUCACAAAAGAAAGUACGGUUCCGCCGAAAGAUUUACCAAUGCCUGAUAAAAAGUCCAGUGUUCCUCGAGUAGGCAAAGCGAGCACGCCUACUAAACCUGGUGUAACUACAUCGCCCUCUCGUUUACCGCAGCUGAACCGAUAUUCAAGAGCAACAUUAACGAAAUCUAACAGUAAUCCUAAACAAAACAAAUUUGCAGCUACUAAAAGAUCUUCUGAGCCUUCGAUAAAAAGUUCAACUUCAAACCAUAGCUUACAGAGCAAUGAUAGUGGUAAAACUGUAACUCUAACUCGAGGAUCCAGACAAGGUAGCACAUCGAGCGUGAAUUCCCAGUCUUCCAAGGCAAAUACAAAAGAUGUUGAGAGCAGAAUAGCUAGUUUGUGGAAAAAAGUGGAACAGAGCAAAACCCAGCCCAAAAAACCUGAUAAGAGAGUGUGGAUAGACAGCGACAAGACUGAACCACCCAAACUGAUCAGAAGCUCAACUUUCGAAGGUCAACCGAAGCAAAGCCCAGUGUCGACAACUCCAAAGCAAAAGUCUGCUAUUGGCAUAAGAGUUUCUCAAAUACCUAGUUUUAGACCAAAAUCCACACCAGCAAAAGUCGGUCAAGGAAGUCCGAGUAAAAAACCAGCUACCUCUAGAGUAUUCACAAGGAAAUCCGUUAAUGGACAAGUCACUUCUCAAUGAGACCAUGAUUUUGACGAUUGGAAUGACUGCAGACUUUGACGACUGUUUCACGUAUUGAAGAAUGUACAAGACAUACCUUUUGUGCGUUGUAGUUGCAAUGACGUCAUUGAAUUCUCAGCGAAAUGAAGUUGAUUUAGGCCAAUGUUCUAUUAGAACUGCGCAGGGACUUUGCGUUAAAAUUUAAGAGUAAAAACAUAAUAAAAAAUGUGUUUGUAUUGUGUAUAUCAGUAAUGAACUCCUGAAUUUACAGGACGUAACAGAAUAACGUAACAAAUAUUUCAGGCUAUGACGAUAUUUUAGGUGUUUCAUAACAAUUUUAGAUCAAAAUUACAUGUUGGUUCCCAAAAAAAUUAUUGAUAUGCUAUUUAUUUGUCUUGUGACAGAUUUGUAUAUGAAGAUGUUUGAAUAAAACAAUAAUUUUUUUCCAGUCUCAUCAACAUAUUGUUGCACUAUUUUGUUACAUCCUGCAAAAAUCAAAGAUCUAAAAAAAAUCUAUAUUUAUUCUGCGUAAUAUUUAUUUUAAUGAACACGUACGUACAUUAUUUAUUCAUAUUUUGUCAUAUU